ACGAAGAACACUUUACUGUAGGAAAUAUAUAUCAGAGAGGAAGAACAUGAUGGAAUAAAAAGAGAGAACAAGACACACCGGGCGCUGUGGGAGAGAACUACCUCCAGAAGGUGGCAGCAGCAGCCAUUACUCUGUUUUGUUUCUUUAAAAAGUAUAUCAACAGUAAGGAUCCGUGUGUGUCCGGAUAAACCUGCUGCUCUCCAGGGAGGUAGCUUAGCAUGCUAACCGGAAGUUAGCCUCGCAGCGCUGCUCAGAGUGAAGAAAGUGUUUGUGAGCUGGUGGAGAAAAUGAGUGAAGUCCAGGUGCUGAGAGCGGCUGCUGAAGAGAUAUUCGGGCUGUUUGAAAGGACGAUAUCAGAGUACGAGCGGGAACUCUGUCGGUCCAAAGAGGAGAACCAGAGACACCGGAAGCUGCUGGACGCUGUGUUCCAGCCUGAAGUCCGGCUGCACAGAGCAGUGAGUCAUGAAGACGUUCAGCAGCUGCAGGGGAGUAAACAAGAGGUUCCCUCUGAGCAGAAGGAGUGGAGACACAGUCUGGACCAGGAGGACCCAGAGCCCCCACACACUAAAGAGGAGUGGAGCCCGAGACUGGACCAGGAGGACCCACUAGAGGUGCCACACAUUAAAGAGGAACCGGAGGAACUCUGGACCAGUCAGGAGGGAGAGCAGCUUCCAGGGCUGGAGGAGGCUGAUAUCACCAAGUUCACAUUCACUCCUGUCUCUGUGAAGAGUGAAGAAGAUGAAGAGAAACCUCAGUCCUCACAGCUUCAUGAGAGCCAAACUGAACAGAUGGAAGCUGAUGGAGAGGACUGUGGAGGACCAGAACCAGCCAGGGACUCUGAUCCAGAUAGACUUUUACAAUCUGAGACUGAAGACAGGACUAAAUACUCCUCUGAACCUGAAGUCAGUGAUGAUUGGAAGGAGACCAGAGCACCUCAGUCAGGUUUAAACUUUCUGCAAAAUCACGACUAUUAUUCUGUUGCGAAACCAUUUUGCUGUUUUGAGUGCGGAAAACUAUUUAACCAAAACUCAAAUCUGAAGACACACAUGAGGAUUCACACAGGAGAGAAACCUUUCAGCUGCUCAGUCUGUGGUAAAAGAUUUGCCCAGAAGAUUUGCAGAACCACAUGAGAUGUCAUACAGGAGAAAAACCUUUCCACUGUUCACUUUGUAAGAAAGGUUUUUCACGGUAUGCACAUUUACAGUUACACAUGAGACUUCACACAGGAGACAAACCAUUCAGCUGAUUGACUUUGCUUAAUCAGGUCAAAAGCCAUCAGUGUGCCGGUCGUCGGUCCUCGCAGCUUCAUCAAAACCAGAGUGAGGAGUCUCGGGGCAGCAGCUCAACAGAACACAUGAAAACAGAACCUGAAGGAGAGGACUGUGGAGGACCAGCCAGGAACUCUGAUCCAGAUAGAUUUAAACGGGGAACGGAGCAAUUUUUAUUUGAUGGUCAGUUUGUCAGGAAAAUGGAACUGAACUAUUUUUGAACUGAACUGCUUUGCUGAAUUGAAAUGAACUGGAUCCUGAGGGGUAAUUCGAGUUGUGUUUAUUGUUUUGUGAUACCCGUUUUUUAAUACAUGUUUCUUCUGUUGCUGAUUA
Molecule: messenger RNA, 1601 nt
Organism: Micropterus dolomieu (smallmouth bass)
Lineage: Eukaryota; Metazoa; Chordata; Actinopteri; Centrarchiformes; Centrarchidae
Product: zinc finger and SCAN domain-containing protein 20-like
Exons: 2
Coding region: 288-1130 (280 amino acids)
Biological process (GO): regulation of transcription by RNA polymerase II
Cellular component (GO): nucleus
Molecular function (GO): DNA-binding transcription factor activity, RNA polymerase II-specific; RNA polymerase II cis-regulatory region sequence-specific DNA binding
Source: RefSeq, a predicted model, not a curated record